AUGGUAGAUUUGUUUGGACCCCUCAAGAUAGAAGGGAAUUGUUUAAUGAAGUUGGCAGACGUUCUGAUGACCACUACAUCAUUACAAGUCUCAUCAGGCGAUGGACUACCACAAAAACUGUGUGAUACUUGUGCAAACACUUUGCAAUUGGUAUUUACAUUUCGAGCCCAAGCAUUGGAGUCUGAGACAGAGUUAAAGAAGCUCCUUGAAAAUCCUCAAAUCAAAAAUGAAGAAUUUGAUGUUGAAAUGAAAGAUGAGACAGAUUACUUUGAUGAUUUUUACUAUCGCGAUGAGAACAAACAACAUUCCGAAUCACAUGAGUGUACAAUUUGUCAGAAGCAAUAUAAAACGCAGAAGAGAUUGUUGAAACACUUAGCAUCACACUACAAUUUUACUUGCACAAAAUGCAAUAAAGGUUUCCCCAAUAAACCAUCUUUAGAUGAACAUAUGUGGACCUGUAAUGAAGAUGAUUGUUUGCUACUUCAAAACAAUGUAAAGUUAGAAGAACUUGAUUUCAAAUGUCCAGAAUGUCCAGCGUCUUAUACAAAAGCAAGAGCCCUAUCAGCACAUUUACGGAAACACGGAGCUGUAAAGCAAUAUGAGUGUGAUCACUGUAAUAAGAAAUUCUCAUUGAAGACAUUGUUAAGACGGCAUAUGAGGCUACACAGUGGAAACAAGCCAUACAAAUGCAAUCAAUGUAAGAAGAGGUUUACAAGGAACGAUCAGUUACUGGACCAUAUGAACAAGCACAAUAAUAUUAAGCCGUACGUUUGCCCACACUGCUCGAAAGCUUUCUCUCAGCUUGGUACUCUAAAGGACCAUAUAAGGACCCACACAGGAGAAACACCAUUUCUUUGCUCCGAAUGUGGAAAGGGUUUCAGCAAUAGUUCGAAUCUCCGGCAGCAUCUCUUGAGGCAUACUGGUAUUAAGCAGUUUGCUUGCAAACUUUGUCCGAAGACCUUCAUUACAAAAGGUCAAAUGACCAGCCACAUGGUGACCCACACGGGAGCCCACCCGUACAAGUGCAACGAGUGCGGUUCCUCGUUCACCAAACCCAAUUCGCUGAAGAAGCACAAGUUCAUCCAUCUCGGGAUUAGGCCUUUUGUUUGCGAUACGUGUAAUAUGAGUUUCACAUGCAAAGACCACCUUAAACGCCACCAGAGGAUACACACCGGGGAGAAGCCGUAUAAGUGCACUUACUGCGAGAGAGCCUUCACCCAGAGUAACGACCUGGUGAAGCACACCAGGGUCCACGUCGGACAGAAUAUAUACCAGUGUUCAGUGUGCCAUAUGAAAUUCCGUCUUCACAGAGAGCUGAAACUACACUAUCCCACUCAUUAUGAUAAUAGCGAGAUCCCAAAGGAUAUACAGGAGGAGAAUAUGGUACCAGAUAUGGCUAAGCAGGGGACGGACGGACGGAUAACUAUCACAUUCAGUCAUUUGGACAAAAACAAUCUGGGCGAUAUCACUAUUAAUAUAUCAAAUGAUAAGAGUUGA
Messenger RNA from Leptosia nina, 1497 nucleotides. NCBI's taxonomy places the organism in Eukaryota, Metazoa, Arthropoda, Insecta, Lepidoptera, Pieridae. The record is from the annotation of a GenBank genome assembly.